Molecule: messenger RNA, 2165 nt
Organism: Indicator indicator
Lineage: Eukaryota; Metazoa; Chordata; Aves; Piciformes; Indicatoridae
Gene: HNRNPDL
Product: heterogeneous nuclear ribonucleoprotein D like
Exons: 7
Coding region: 68-973 (301 amino acids)
Biological process (GO): regulation of gene expression
Cellular component (GO): nucleoplasm
Molecular function (GO): poly(A) binding; poly(G) binding
Source: RefSeq, a predicted model, not a curated record
UCUCUGCUGCGUAGGUCUCUGCUCUCUCUGCCGCUUGCCCGGGCAAACCCGCCGCCCUCGCCCCACCAUGGAGGACGCAACCGAAAUGAGCGGCGGCCAGGAGGAGUUUGCUGAGGGCUCCAAGAUUAACGCGAGCAAGAACCAGCAAGACGACGGGAAAAUGUUUAUCGGAGGCCUCAGCUGGGACACCAGCAAGAAAGACUUGACGGAGUAUCUUUCUCGGUUUGGCGAGGUUGUGGAUUGUACAAUUAAAACAGACCCGGUGACUGGGAGGUCGAGGGGAUUUGGGUUCGUGCUCUUCAAGGAUGCUUCCAGCGUGGAGAAGGUAUUGGAACUGAAGGAACACAAACUGGACGGGAAGUUAAUAGAUCCUAAAAGGGCGAAAGCUCUAAAAGGAAAGGAGCCACCAAAAAAAGUGUUUGUUGGUGGGCUGAGCCCAGAUACAUCUGAAGAACAGAUUAAGGAGUACUUUGGUGCUUUUGGCGAGAUUGAGAACAUUGAGCUUCCCAUGGACACAAAGACAAAUGAAAGGAGAGGGUUUUGUUUUAUCACAUACACAGACGAAGAGCCGGUAAAGAAGUUGCUAGAAAGCAGAUACCAUCAAAUUGGUUCAGGCAAGUGUGAGAUCAAAGUAGCACAGCCCAAAGAGGUAUACAGGCAACAGCAGCAGCAGCAGAAAGGAGGAAAAAGCAAUGCCUCUGGUGGACGAGGAGGUGGAAGGGGACGUGGCCGGGGUCAGGGACAGAACUGGAAUCAAGGAUAUAAUAACUACUAUGAUCAAGGCUAUGGGAACUACAACAGUGCCUACAGUGAUCAAAGCUACAGUGGCUAUGGGGGCUAUGACUACUCUGGGUACAACUACCCCAACUAUGGAUAUGGGCCGGGAUACACAGAUUACAGCGGCCAACAAAGCACAUACGGAAAGGCAUCCCGUGGCGGUGGCAAUCACCAAAACAACUACCAGCCCUACUAAAGCACUACCUAGCACUGGAGGAAACAGGUGUGUGCAUGAGCACAAGGUCCACUCUGACUGUGCCUAAUCUAAUUUAAAGAUCAAUAGACAAAUGAAGAGUUAAAAAAAAAACCAACACCAAACUUAACCGUAGCAUGACUUUUUAAUUAAGCUUUUGUUAACUUAAACGACCUUUUUUUUGUUGUUUUGCUUUGUUUUUUCUUAAAAAAACACAGCUUUGCCUACAGUGUCUAUAGAUCUUUAACUUUGGUAAAAAAAAACAACAACAAACGUUGACUUUAUCCUCCUUUAGUACUUCAGAAAAACGUUUUAAAAGAGUUUUUCUGCUUUGCUGUUGCGUACCAGGCGGUCUAGAGGAUUAAUUAAAACUCUUUAUUAGAAGUAUUAACAGGUAAAGUACUGAAAUGGGUACAACUUAAAGGAAAACAAGAAUGUUGUCUUCUAACUCUGACAUUAUACCUUGUUUGUACCCGCCAGCGGGAACUUCAUUGCAGGCCGUGUGUCACCCUGACCACGUCUAUCUCUGGGGUCGCACGUUGCAGGCAGAGCGCAAGGCAUACACCAGAAAACGCUGUCCUGUGGUAUGGUCUCUUCCAACUUCAUGUACCAGCGUAAAGAUUAAAGUGGAAAACGUCAGACUUUGGCUUCUUUUUUUAUUAUUUUUAAAACUUUUUUUUUUAAUUUAAAAAAACUUGGAGGUUUUAAGUGUCUUUUUUAACUUAAAAUGGUUUUUUACAGGAAUUUUAAAGUACAUUAAAAAAAACUAAAUGCCUUUACAGCUUAAUCAUUUGGUCUUCUGUUUAGUGUUGUAUUUCAAUUGUGGAACCUCAUUUUAAGUGUUGCAUUCUUUAAGAUUUUAAUGCUUGCUUUUUUUCUUUUUUAUAGCUAAUAGUGAAAUCUGCAAACCAAAACGAACUUUUAAAUCUUGGAAAAUAAUUAAAAAGAUCAUAUGCACGUGGACUGCUUUGGAACUAAAUUGACCCUGCCUUCUGUUUGCCACAGAAGCAAACAAAUUGGAAACCCUUUUGGCAGUGUUUCCAGUGAGGGGAGUGUGGGGGGGAAAUCAUCCUGAUCCAGAGCCUGAUUGAUAGUCUACAUUUGGGUGUUUUGUUGUUCUGGAACAGCUUCCUGAAUGGGCUUGACUUAGCUGUCUGAAUUUGGGAAGAUGUAAAUUCCUGAUGGGUAACAACAA